Molecule: messenger RNA, 6091 nt
Organism: Taeniopygia guttata (zebra finch)
Lineage: Eukaryota; Metazoa; Chordata; Aves; Passeriformes; Estrildidae
Gene: FHL5
Product: four and a half LIM domains 5
Biological process (GO): positive regulation of transcription by RNA polymerase II
Cellular component (GO): nucleus; Z disc
Molecular function (GO): transcription coactivator activity
Source: RefSeq, a predicted model, not a curated record
GAACUUACUAGAGAAUUCACUUCAUCAUGUGUUCAAUUUGCUAUAUUCCAGCCUAUGUUAUAAGAAGGAUUAAAAGAAUAAAUUCUUUGAAGUAGAUACAAUGGAAACACUACAGUUCAGCAAUAUCUUCUAGCUAGAAUUCAAGGAGACAUGGUUGGAAUACUGUCCCAGUUUUUCCAAUUUUUUCUUGAUUUAGAAAUUCAGUCUUUAGUUUAUGAUAUAGAAGUAUAUCUUCUGAAAGAAAAAUAAGGAGUUUUGUUAAUUCACAGGGUUUUUUCCUCUACCUAGGAUGAAUGUAUAUGUAAGGGAGAAUAAUCUUGUCUUACAAAUUAGAGGUGCAGUUCACAAAACAAAAAUGCCCUUUGGAAUGUCUAGGAAAAUGAAAGGCGCUACAAAUUAACACUUUUACUCUGGUUUCAAGUGUUAGUCAGCCACUCACCUUCACUUAUGCUGUCUAAACAGCACCAUUAUAUUUUUAAUCUCAUGAACUGACAUGUAUAGAUGCAUGUAUGUGUCUAUACACAACCACUCACAAAUGUUCCCAUAACCUUGUUUGGUGCUGCUCUUAGAUUGGAGUGGGUCCAUUAGCCAUAGGUAGAGUAAUACCUGUCUAAGCCUUGCCUUUCCUUCUUUUCAAAUGGCAAAGUCUUGCAGAUCUGCUGGAACUGAGCAAAUUGUUGCUCUGUUAGAACUUUCAACUCUUCAUUGAAAUUCUUGCAGCUUCUUAAAAAUUUGGUACAGGUUUCUAAAUAUUAUCAGUGGGUUUUGUCAUCAUGAAUCUCUCUGAGAGCUCAUUCAGAUAAAAUUUCAGUAGUUCUGUUCUCUGUAGGCUUGAGUAAGGCUAUUCAAGCAGUGGUUUCUCCUAAAAUGUUUUUCCUACUAAGUAACAGUAGGCCAAGGAAAUGGAAAUUUCUACAAAUAUGGGUAGAUUGGGGUUUCUUGUUUAAUAGGAAGUUUAAUAUUCUUGCAGAUGACAGAAGAGUGACUGUGGUGGGUCAGACUGAAGGUCAGUGUAGACCAGGAUUGUGUCUCCAGCAGAGGCCAAAGUGGGUGCUUAGAGAGGAAUAUAAGAACAAGACAUGUAGAAUCUUUCCUUUGAGUGCUUUCUGAGUCUCCAAAUCCAUGUUGGCCAAACAUUUUGAACAACAAUUGGACUUUAUUAUAGAUAUUCUCUGCUAUCCCAAAUAACAGAACAUAUUCAGUAAAUGCCAAAGACAUUUUGUCAGGAAAACAAGGUUUUCCUUUAGGAAUUGUUAAGGAAUGUGGUUUUGCUUUUUAAACUAUGAAUAUUCUAAAUUGGAACAAGAAACCCAAGUAGUUUAAGGAGAGCCACCAUUUGCUUGAUGAAUUUCCCAAACCUUCAGCAUGAAGAAGAAGGUAGGUCAAGACAGGUCAUGUUGCAAGACAGAUAAAAUAAGCUGCUUUGUAUUUCAGGAAGUUCAAGAAGUGCUGCAGGAGCUGUAAGAGACAUCUUCUAAUUGAUAGUCUGAGGAAACAGGAUUUUGCUGACCUCUUCAUUUGUACUUAAUUUGUACCUGUUGGGAAAAACCCUGAUUCUGUUUUAGAUGUUUCUCUAGGCUUGUUGUCUCUGUUUACAGCUUAGACAAAUUUGACAGUAGUCUUUGAAGCAUAAGAAAAGUGCUAUAGGACAUGUCUGAACUUCUUGUCCUUGAUGGCAAGAACAUACUGUGUUAGUAUUUCUAAGUGUCAUUAGCUCUCUCAACAGAUCUGCUUGAGAAAUACUUCUGUCUGGAUCUGAUUUAUGAACUUGAAAAGGUACUUGGUUAAGAACUAUACUAUCAGGUUUUUUUUUCUUUCUGUAAGGAAGACAAGAGAAAACUAUUUACGAUUCUCAUUCUAGAUUCAAAUUCACACCUAACUGGUCCUCUCUCUCCUCAAUCUGCUAAAAUCACAGGCUUGAAAGGUGCUUGGUAUAAAUAAGGCUUGUAGCACAAGUUAAAACAGGAGGAAAGAGAUCAGUCUUGUUUAAGUGAUGACUGCAUGUCUGGAGAGGUUUAACAAGACUACAAGCUUGUAGAUCAUCAGGUCUUGGCAGUAGUAGUCAGGGGAUCAGUCUUAACUGUGAGACACUAUCUAGACACAGAUAGCCUCCAGAGCAUGUCCAGAUUUGGCAAUUUUACCAAAGUACUCAUAACGUAAUACAUAUUCAAACCAUUCAAAUAUUUCCUUCUUUCUUCUAUCUGUAAUACUAAACAGCUCCCACCCACUUGACAUUGUAGACCAAGUGAUUCAGAUCUAUUGGCUCUUGGUUGUGGAAAAAUCUGCCUUGAGGUCAAUUGUGGUUCAUACCACAAGCAACCAUCCUUUCUUCACUCUGCCUAACUUCAGCCUGCUUUUUUAAAUGGAUACAGUAUCCUUACUUUCAGCUGCAUUUGGUUAAGGAUCAGUAUAGAAUUGUAUGUGAAGGACCUCUGAAUGCUCUGUGCAUGCAGGAGCCUGUCUGUGAAAACUGGCCCCUAUUGGGCCCAAGUAGAAAGUAAAGGAGGUGGCUGUGACUCAAAAGCCAGAAAUACUUGGAAAUACUGAGAGAAAGCCUAGAGGAGUCCAUUUCUGCCACACUGAUGGUAAUCCUCAUAAACACUUUCCCACCUGGUGGAAAGCAGCAAAUUCUAACACCACAGAAAAUUCUUAAGACAUGUCAGAAUUUUGAGUUCUGCUGUGUCCCUGAAUGUCUUUCCUGAAACUAGAGAUUUUUUUCCCUGUCACCCCCCCCAGCCCCCUCCUGGGAUUGUUUCCUGUACACAACAAUCAGACUUUAGUAAUUGCAACUUUUUCUUUUCUGAUUUACAAGCCUACAUUAGGCCUUUUGGAUUCAUUAUGCAUCAACCAGUGUGUAUCUGGGGACAAAUAAUGUUCCAUCUUGCUUUCUUUUUGCCCUUGAACUGAACAGUUUUGUUUUUUAACAGAAAUGCCUUUUUUCUUUUGAGAGCUCUCAGAAAUAUGUUCCUUUAAGAACCUCCUACAUGGUAUGUAUUUGCCAUUUGUAAACACAAUAUGUCAAAGAAUGAUUUGAUUCAGUGGCGAGGCAGCCAGAUAUUUGCAUGUCAUGAGGUCUAAGGGAAAUAAACUGACCCUCAGCCUUCCCCCAUCCAGGCAAAUUCUGAUGGGACCCUCAAAUAGCUCUGGCAAAGUGUCCUGUUUCUUUUGGACUUGAUAAAUGCUUGUUUCUGUGAAGACGUGUAAUUAUUUCUUCCUUUAUUUUGCUGUGCAAGUUACCAAGAGAAGGAGCUUAAAACUGAAUAUCACGUGGAGGGCGCCAGCAGGAUGGCCAGCAGCCACACAGAUUGUCAUUUCUGCCUGCAGUCUCUGCGCGGCAGGAAAUACGCACUAAGAGAAGAAAAUGCUUACUGUGUUCCGUGCUAUGACAGCCUGUAUGCCAACCCCUGCCAGGAGUGCAAGCAACCCAUUGAGUGCAACUCCAAGGAUCUGGCCUACAAAGGCCGCCACUGGCAUGAGGGGUGCUUCAGGUGUGCCAAGUGCAGUCGCUCACUCGUGGAGAAACCAUUUGCUGCCAAGGACGAGGUCUUGCUGUGCACCGAGUGCUACUCUGAUGAGUACUCAUCCAAGUGUUUUCACUGCCAGAAGACCAUUAUGCCUGGUUCACGUAAAAUGGAAUUUAAGGGAAGUUCCUGGCAUGAAUCCUGUUUUGUUUGCCAGUAUUGUCAGCAACCAUUGGGAACAAAACCAUUAAUCACCAAAGACAAUGAGAAUUACUGUGUGCCCUGUUUUGAGAAGCAAUUUGCUCACCAUUGCUAUGCUUGCAAAAAGGUUAUAACUUCUGGAGGAGUGACUUACCAUGACCAGCCUUGGCAUAGAGAAUGCUUUGUGUGUGCUGUGUGUAAAACUCAGCUGUCUCGACAAAGAUUCGUUUCCAAAGAUGAGUACCCAUACUGUGUAGACUGCUUCAGCAAAUUUCAUGCCAAGAAGUGUGCUGCUUGCAAGAUGCCUAUUACAGCUCUUGGAGGUGCCAAAUACAUCACAUUUGAGGAGCGUCAGUGGCAUGGGGAAUGCUUUAGCUGUACAAAAUGCUCCAUCUCCCUGGUAGGCCAGGAAUUCCUCACUCGGCAGGAUGACAUCCUUUGCCACAAAUGUGGCUCUGCUUCAUAGUUCUGUGGAAAGCUGUACAGCUGCAUUGUUCUCACUCUGUAGCAAUAUAGUUCAUUGGUCUGCUAUAAGAAAACCAGAUUAAAUGUACUACAGUUAUUUAGUCAUUCAAGUAACUUUCCAACAACAGUUUAAGGUCAUCAUAGUUCUCAACUCUUUAUAGACAAAAAUUAAACAACCCCCCAUACUGGUUAAUAAAACAAUGCAGAAAAGAUUUGUAUAUAUUUAAAGACAAACUCCACUAGGUUUUCCUUGUAGCACACUGCACUCUGCUGUUAGAAGCCUAAAAAUUUAUUUUUUAUCACUUCUGAACCAAGGAGGAUUCUGAAAUGUCUGUUUGGCAUGUAAAUAAUGAUGAGGCAUUAGCACUGAUUCACAGAUGCAGAUCUUGGCAUAGAAAGCUGGGCACAAGCAUUUUUCUCUUGGAUGAUAACAUUGAAAUAAGUCAAAGUAAAUAUUAUAUUCUUCAAUACUUUGAGCAAAAAAGAUGCUGACAAAGCAGGCAGAACUUGUGAGUAGGAGAUGCUUACACAUUGAGGAGCACAGAGUCAGAAAGGCCCAUUCCAAGGGCCAAUUCAAUGGAAAAAAUGUCACUUUCCUUCCCUUACUGGUAUUGGUCCCCAAAGAAGUCACCCAAAACACUACAGCACAGGUUCUUUCCUCCCACAAGUGGGUAACUGUACUUAAAUUUUUAGGCAUGGCUGCUCUAGAACAUAAAUAAACCCAUAUUUUCAGCUAAUGCAAGAGGUAAGGAGUGCUCAAGAUUGAAUAGUGCUGACGUACAUUUUCCCAUAAUUAAUAUGUCUUAAGACUCUGUUUCCACUCUCUUUGCUAUACCUUCAAAUACAGGCCUAAAAUAUACUUUCUUUAUUAGUUGAUGCAAGAGCCAACUCAUACUGGUCCCUUUAACCUUGUACUUUCCUUCAUUAAAAACUUCAUUUGCCAGCAAUUAAGCCCUAUUAAGGGCCUUACCUGCUUGGUCUUUGAGUCACAGUUCAUUCCUCUGCCUGCAAAUUCCUGUUUCUGGACAGCAGGCUAUCAACUCUCCAGAACUAAUUCCUGAUUCAUUCCACCAUUAGCCACGUGUGUUUUUUAACAGUAUUUCAAGAAUUAGUAAUUGUCACUGUAAGCCAGGCAGCUCUUGCUUGUACUACAGGGCCUUAGUUUCUAAGUAGCCAGCCUUUACAUCUGCCUGCUGAGCUCCAGAACUCAAAUGUCUACUAUUAAAGGUCAUCUAGAGCUGAGUUACAAACAUCUAUCCUCUUCCUUUUUCCACAGUGUGUGUUGCAGUGGCCUGAUUCCUGUACUGGGCCAUUGUGGAUGGAUCAGUGAUGUUAGGAAUGGCAGGCUCUGCACUGUCCAGCAGAGUUUGAGUCCUCAUCUCGGAUGGCUUUAAGUCAUUUUUCUUCAGACUCUGACCUUGAGUGCAUAGAGUUAUUUGCCUGACUUGAGUGGCCUUUAUUCAUAUUGAAGACAGCCAUUACUUUAGGUAGAAAAAUGGAAAAAUAGGAAGAAUAUGUGUGCAUGGCUAAGCCAGGGCUGAAGUGCAGUGGCAUAAAAAUCAAUAUGGAUAAUGACUGACCAAUGAGUACGUAGCAGUCUGUUGUCAGUCAAUAAAAUAUUGAUCUUUUGCUCUAUGUGGUGUGAGUUUUUGGUUUUCAUUUUCUUCUUUCAUGGCAGCUUCUAUUGCAGUCUAGAGUUUGAUUAGUUUAUGUUUUUCCUUUUAUCCCAGCUGCUUCCUUUUCUAUUUACACAUCUCCCGUGGCUGACACAGGUUCUUGGUAAGGCUUAGAUUCCCAUAAAUAGAAAUAUGUUUCAUUGCCUUAUAUGUAUAAAUAUAUAUACAAACACACAGACAUAGUGGUUCACAGUUAUGUAUGAUGCUCUAAAAAUUUGCACUGAACUAUCAGUAAUUAAUAAAUGUUAAUGGUCUUGAAUUUUUUAAUUAAAAUUAUGAGUCACAACA